GCAGCCGCAAAGUGUUUGUUUGACAGCUGGAGCAGACGGAGCAUCACAGCAGCUGGAGACACAUCUGGACCAGAACUGAGCUCGGAGCAGCCGGACGGACCGGGACGGACCGACGGAGACCGGGACCGACGGAGACCAAGACUGGAGGACGGACCGAAGGACCGGAAGACCGGAGGAUCAACCGGCAGGUGUCUCUCCGCCUCCCAGCAUCCCCUCCUCCAGGCCGGCGGCGGCUCCGGGGCCGGGCCGCCGGGGCUCCAUGGGGGACAGCAUGGCGGAGGAGACCCGGGUCAUCUACCACCUGGACGACCAGGAGACCCCCUACCUGGUCCGGAUCAACGUGCCCGCGCAGCGCGUCACCCUGGCCGACUUCAAGCAGGUCGUGAACAAACCGAACGUGAAAUUCUUCUUCAAGUCGGUGGACGACGACUUCGGGGUGGUUAAAGAGGAGAUCAGUGAUGAUGAUGCCAGGCUGCCUAUUGUGAACGGACGAGUCGUCUGUUGGCUGGUGUCAUCAGACUGUCAGCCAGAUUUCAGGGGCUCAGACAUCCAGUCUAUAGCCACGCCCACCUGUUUGGCUCCACCCCCCAUAGAGAGGACAGGUGGGAUCGGAGACUCCAGACCUCCGUCCUUCCAUGCUGCUGCCAUCGGCCAUGACGACCUGCAGGGGUCAGAGGUCAAACCUGCCGUCUCACCUGGAGAGAGGCAGAGGAGAGACGGUGGUGAGAGAGGUGGACGUCUGAAUGGACACGCCCACCAACCAACUGAUAAGAAAGGGGCGGGGCCAAAAAGUGGAGGUGACAGCUCAUCGACCCAACAGAGCAGCGAGUUGGAGACGACGAGUUUCUGUUCAUCUGAGGAAGACUCAGGAGGAAGGUUCAGCCAAUCAACAGAGCAGAGCAGCUCCUCGCCACGACUCAUCAGGCGACAACGCCGCCGCCACCGGAAACCAAAAACACCACGAAUGGAGAGGUCUGUGUCUUUCAGCAGUGUCACUGACUCCACCAUGUCGCUCAACAUCAUCACUGUAACCCUCAACAUGGAGAGGUAUAACUUCCUGGGCAUCAGUAUCGUGGGUCAGAGUAACGACAGAGGCGAUGGAGGGAUUUAUAUCGGCUCCAUCAUGAAGGGAGGAGCUGUGGCAGCAGACGGACGCAUCGAGCCGGGAGACAUGCUGCUGCAGGUGAACGACAUCAACUUUGAGAACAUGAGUAACGACGACGCUGUUCGAGUCCUGAGAGAGAUCGUCCACCAACCAGGUCCGGUGACAUUGACGGUGGCGAAGUGUUGGGAUCCGAACCCUCGAGGUUGUUUCACGCUGCCCAGAAGUGAGCCGGUGCGCCCCAUCGACCCGGCUGCCUGGGUGUCCCACACCGCCGCCAUGACGGGGAGUCUCCUCCCACAUUACGGCGUGCAUGAAGAAAACCAACUCACCAUCCACAGCGACAUGACGGUGAUCGUCAAGGCGAUGGCCAAUCCGGAGUCGGGCCUGGAGGUCCGGGACAGGAUGUGGUUGAAGAUCACCAUCCCCAACGCCUUCAUUGGUUCAGAUGUGGUCGACUGGCUGCAUCGAAACGUGGAAGGUUUCACCGACCGUCGCGAAGCUCGCAAGUACGCCGGCAACCUGCUGAAGGCCGGAUUCAUCCGACAUACCGUCAACAAGGUCACCUUCUCCGAGCAGUGCUACUACGUGUUCGGAGACCUCUGUGGAGAUAUGGGUGGUCUAAGUCUGCUGGACCAAGAUGGAGGCUCCACUCGAGCAGGAGGAUCUGACUGCGACCCCCCGGCUCCGGCCUUCCCCUACCAGUACCCCAUUCCUCACCCCUACAGCUCGCCUCACCCCAUGCACCAGCUCCCAGCCUGGGGGGGAGGAGGAGGAAGUCAACACAGUGAAGGAAGUCGCAGCAGCGGAUCGAACUGUAGCAACGAUCGUAAGGAAGAAGUAGGAGGAGCCAAAGGCAGCGAGUCAGAUCCUCCCAAACAGGAAACGAGUGCAUCACCUGACCGACAGCCGGCGGCCGAAUCCCCCGGCAACAGCAGCACCAGGCGAUCCCCCACCUCCUUCUCUGGUCUCCACGGUAACAACGACGUCCCGCCUCCGCCUCGAGGUCCGCGCCACGAGCUCGCCACCUCGCGGCAGUCCUUCCGCCUGGCCAUGGGAAACCCCAGCGACUUCUUCGUGGACGUCAUGUGACCUCGUGGCGACGAUGAUGUCGGACAUAUUUCCAGAUCAGACUGAAAACUGUGAACGCAGUCAGGGACGCUUCUAUUUAUUUUAUUUGGAAUUUUAUUUAUUUAAACCAGACAAGACAGUUUAUAGCCGAUCGAUAUCGGCAAGAACCUAAGACGAUGCUUUGUUUACAUCUGCUGUAGGACGUGUGACUGAUGUACUUCAUACGUGGAACAAUAUUCAUAAAUAACCCACUGAUUACUCAUUUAUGUUGCUGACAAAGCUGCAGAUACACGAUAAAGUCCACAAUUAAAGCUGUUACAGAGGGUCCUCGGUUUACAAUGUCCUCGACCUAUAACAUUGCGUCGUUGUGUCAGAACUGGUUACAGAGGGUCCUCGGUUUAACCUUCGUCAUUACGUUGGAAUUGGUUACGUGGAACUAGCUGAUGAUCGAAGCGGACGAAUACGUUGUCACGCAGCGCUAUAACAGAGCUUUGUUUACAUUCACCGCUUGUACUCCACCUUGGAUUGUGCUGCAUUCACUAAAUUCUUAGUCUUCGUUGUGGCUUCCAAGCUUAAGUCAGACUCUGCUGAUGCUUUGAAGAAAAGGAAAGCCCGUCUCUAUGGAAGUGAAAUUAGAUAUAGUAAAACGCUCGGAACAGGACAAAACACCGGUGAACAUCAGUCAAGUUGUUAAAAACAAGUCUACAUAUUGUAGUGACCCUCUGUGAUGAAUGAGUGAGACUUUAUCUGGUUCUCUGGUGGUUUAUUGAACCUUCACACAGCUACUGUGGGCUGUAGCCAACGCCAGAAUAAGUAGGAAAAACCCCAUAACUUAGCUCCAGAAUAACUAGAAAAAACCUAUAACUUAGCUCUAGAAUAACUAGAAAAACCCCAUAACUUAGCUCCAGAAUAACUAGAAAAACCCAUAACUUAGCUCCAGAAUAACUAGAAAACUCCAUAACUUAGCUCCAGAAUAACUAGAAAAACCCAUAACUUAGCUCUAGAAUAACUAGAAAACUCCAUAACUUAGCUCCAGAAUAACUAGAAAAACUCCAUAACUUAGCUCCAGAAUUAGCCGCCGUUUCCAGCUCUCUGACUCUCAGCCAAUCAGAGGUGAGCUAACUAAACAUGGCACGUUCACUGACAUUAGGUAAAUCUGGAACUGAACAAUAAACAUUGAAACCUCAACAGCAAUGUAAGUCGAGAACCCUCUGUAUAUGUGUCACUGGGAUGUAGGAGUUAUGCCCUAAUGGAUCCAGGCUUCAAUUUAGACAUGUGCGCUGGCUGGAGGUCAUUAAGACCCUCAAAAGACUUUGCCAUGGUGCCCCUUUAGGCACAAAAACACCACAAUGCUCUAAAAUGGUACUACAGCUAAACUACAACACUCAAAGUGUGUAUAGUCAAGGAAAAUGGAAUCAGAUUGUGGAAAAUCAAAUGCCUCGGAUCAGAUUGGAUGCAAAAAGCAACUUUGGACAUCCAUAAGUUAAACUAUCACACCUCAACCUGGUGUCCAAUCACAGAAUCACUACUGAAUCACUCCUUUUUUGGGGGGGAAUGAAGAUUUUACUGUUUCUUUUCACUCAGAAUCAAACUGAACCAGGACACUGUGCUGCUUCACCACACGGAUGAUGCUUUGCAGUCUUGUAGCAGCUCCGGAUGAGACGGAUUUCAGUUUAUUUGUGCAAAGUUCGUCUGUUUUGAGAUUCCUGCACGAGUGUGAAGGUGUUUCUGUGACCUCCUGAGAACAUGACGGUGCUUACUGUGUUGUGAAAAACUCAAAAACCAAAAGUAUCCUGAUGGAUGCAGAAGCUUCAGGUCAUCCGACGCUGAGGGUGUGGACAAACCUGCAAGAAAACACAAGAAACAUGAGUUUACUGAGAUUAGAAUCGAACAGCUUGACCAGUUUACGCUCUCUCAGAUCUUCAACAUCAUCUUCAAACUACCAGAAAUAAAAACAAAAGCAACACAAACACAUAAAACUUCCGUUUUUGCUGCUCUCCAUCCUCCAGACCUCCAUGUUUACUGCUGUACAUUCAGGUGUGUUAAUACGAUUUUAUUUAUGGACAUUUUUAUUCUGUCUUCACCUUCUUAAAGCAGAAAAACACAAUAAAAAUCUCAAAUAAA
This is a messenger RNA of Acanthochromis polyacanthus (spiny chromis), 4297 nucleotides long. Its product is annotated as segment polarity protein dishevelled homolog DVL-3. Gene Ontology annotation, biological process: canonical Wnt signaling pathway; intracellular signal transduction. Gene Ontology annotation, cellular component: cytosol. Bases 260 to 2194 code for a protein of 644 amino acids. Gene Ontology annotation, molecular function: frizzled binding. The record is from RefSeq and is a predicted model, not a curated record. NCBI's taxonomy places the organism in Eukaryota, Metazoa, Chordata, Actinopteri, Pomacentridae. The transcript has 15 exons.